Molecule: messenger RNA, 6156 nt
Organism: Lethenteron reissneri (Far Eastern brook lamprey)
Lineage: Eukaryota; Metazoa; Chordata; Hyperoartia; Petromyzontiformes; Petromyzontidae
Product: myosin-binding protein C, cardiac-type-like
Molecular function (GO): protein binding
Source: RefSeq, a predicted model, not a curated record
GCGGUCAGAAUUCUCUCUACGGACCACCGCGGAGGCGCUGUUUCUGUUCCCGAGGUCAUCACCGCAGCAACAUGCCCGAGCCAAAGAAAGCCGUGUCCGCCUUCAGCAAGAAGCCCACCUCGCUGGAGGUAGCCGCCGGCUCAGCGGCCGAGUUCGUGGCCGAGACGGCCAAGGUCGGAGCCAAGGUCAAGUGGCAGCGAGACGGCAAGGAUGUGGCGGCCGGCGGUCGCGUGUCCGUGCAGGCCGAGGGCAGCCGCCACACGCUGAAGGUCGACGCGGCCGCCGCGGAGGACGCGGGCUCCUACGCCGUGGUGUGUGGCACCUCCAAGGUCAAGUUCGAGCUCAAAGUCAAGGCUGCUGCUGCGGCGGUGGAGGAGGAUACUCCGGUAGCUGCCCCUGCAGCCAUGGACGCGUCGCCUGCACCAGCGGAGGCGAACGGAGCUCCAGAUCAGAGCGCAACUGCGGCGGCCAAUGCUAACGGUGCCCCAGCGAGCGACGGAGACGCGCCCGCGCCGGAAUUAAAUCCUGAAGACAUGCUCACAGGAGAAGCGCUGGUUAUGGCGCGCAAACUCUCUCUGGCGAGAUGCAACACUCCAGAGGUGGCGGAAGGGGAGCGGCGCCAGGAGCUGACCGGCCUCUUCCUGGAGAAGCCCGUGUCCACGGUGAUCAACAUGGGAGGAGACGCGAUGUUUGUGGCCAAGGUGCACGCCGAGAGCCUCUCCAAGAAGCCGUCGGUCAAGUGGUUCAAGGGCAAGUGGAUGGACCUUGCCAGCAAAGCCGGCAAGCACCUGCAGUUCAAGGAGAUGUAUGACCGCAACACCAAGGACUUCACGUUUGAGAUGAAGGUGAUCGCCGCAAAGGAGAACUUCAGCGGCUCCUACCGAUGCGAGGUGUCGAUGAAGGAUAAGAUCGACAGCUGCCCCUUUGACAUCACGGUCGAGGAAGCGCGGGACAGCGCACAGGUGCUCGACAUCCGCCAGGCGUUCCGCCGAUCGAGCGUCAUGGGAGAUGACGCAGGAGAGUUGGACUUCAGCGCCCUCCUCAAAAAGAGAGAGCUGAAGGAGGUGCAGGAGACGGGUCCCGACGAGGACGUCUUCAACCUGCUCAAGAGCGCCAACCCGCACGACUACGAGAAGAUCGCCUUCCAGCACGGCAUCACCGACCUGCGCGGCAUGCUGAAGAGGCUGCGGCGCAUGAAGGCCGAGAAGACCAAGAGCGCAGCCUUCCUCAAGAAGCUCGACCCGGCAUACCAGGUGGACAAGGGCUCCAAGGCGCGCUUCGUGGUGGAGAUGAACGACCCCAACGCAGAGGUCAAGUGGCUCAAGAAUGGCCAGGAGAUUCGGCAGAGUGGAAAGUACAUCAUGGAGACCAAGGGCAACCAGCGCAUCCUCGUCAUCAAGAACUGCAACUUGGCCGACGACGCCGCCUACCAGGUGAUGGUGGGCGACGAGAAGUGCAGCACGGAGCUCUUCGUCAAAGAGCCGCCUGUGGUCAUCACGCAGGGCCUCGACGACCACUCCGUGCUGGUCGGGGAGCGCGUGGAGAUGAUGUGCGAGGUGUCCGAGGAGGGAGCUGCCGUCAAAUGGAUGAAGGACGGCGUGGAGCUGACCCGCGAGGAGACGUUCAAGUAUCGCUUCAAGAAGGACGGCACUCGCCACUGCCUCAUCAUCAACGACGCCACUAAGGAGGACGCUGGCCGCUACAGCGUGCGCACAAACGGCGGCGAGUCCAUGGCUGAGCUACACGUCGAGGAGAAGCAGCUGGAGGUGCUGCAGAGCAUCGCGGAUCUGACCAUCAAGGCCCAGGAGCAGGCCGUGUUCAAGUGCGAGGUGUCCGACGAGAAGGUGACGGGGCGGUGGUUCAAGAACGGCGUGGAGGUGAUACCCACCCCGCGCAUCAACGCCACGCACGUGGGCAGGAUUCACAAGCUCACGAUCGACAGCGUGACAGAGGCCGACGAGGGCGACUACACCUUCGUGCCCGACGGUUACGCCAUCUCGCUCUCCGCCAAGCUCAACAUGCUGGAGGUGAAGAUUGACUACGUGCCAAGGCAAGAACCGCCCAAGAUCCACCUGGAGACGAGCGACAAGAUGCAGCAGAAUACCAUCGUGGUGGUGGCGGGGAACAAGCUGCGCCUGGACGUGCCCAUCACCGGGGACCCUGCGCCCAAAGUCAUCUGGCAGAGAGGAGACCAGGGCAUCUGCACGAUCGCUGGCCGCGUGCGCGUCGAGUCGUUCCCGGACCACAGCACGUUCGUGAUCGACUGUGCAGAGCGCGGGGAUCAGGGCGAGUACUCCAUCACCGUGCAGAACGAGGCCGGAGAAGACAAGGCCGACAUGCACAUCAAGGUCGUGGACGUGCCGGACCCCCCAUUGGCUCCCACCAUCGGAAACGUGGGCGAGGACUGGUGCUUUGCCAAGUGGUCACCCCCCGAGUACGACGGGGGCCUGCCCAUCCUGGGCUACGUGAUCGAGCGCAAGAAGAAGCAGAGCUACCGCUGGAUGAGGCUGAACUUUGACCUGUGGAAGGAGCUGGAGUUCGAGGCAAAGAGGAUGAUCGAGGGCGUCUCGUACGAGAUGCGCAUCUACGCCGUCAACGCCAUCGGAAUGUCACAGCCCAGCUCACCGAGCCGCCCCUUCGUGCCCAUCGCCCCCACGGGGGAGCCCACGAACGUGAGUGUGGAGGACGUCACCGACACCACCGUGACGCUCAAGUGGCGCGCGCCGGAGCGCAUCGGCGCCGCGGGGCUCGACGGAUAUCGCAUCGAGUACCGCAAGGAAGGCACGGAGGAGUGGGUGGUGGCGAACCCGGACCACCUGACGGAACGCACGGGCUACACGGUGAAGGGGCUGCCCAUGGGCGAGAAGCUGCACUUCCGCGUGACUGCGUGGAACGCCGCCGGCCCCAGCAAGCCCGGCCUCACCAACCAGGCGGUCAUCGUGCGCGAGGUCGUGGAGCGACCCAAAAUCCAGAUGCCCCGUAACCUACGUCAGGUGUACAUCAAGCGCGUGGGAGAGACCAUCAACGUCCUCAUCCCUUUCCUGGGUAAGCCCAAGCCAAAGGCGACGUGGAAGAAGGACGGCGAGCCGGUGGACAUCAAGCACGUGAGCGUGCGCAACAGCGACACGGACAGCAUCCUCUUCAUCCGCAAGUGCACGCGCGCUGACUCGGGCAAGUAUGAGCUGAGCGUGCAGAUCGACAACCUCGAGGACAAGGCCAUCCUCGAGCUCCAGGUCAUCGAAAAGCCCGGUCCGCCGCUCGCCAUGAAGAUCCUGGACAUCUGGGGCUUCAACGUGAACCUGGAGUGGAAGCUGCCGACCGACAACGGCAACUCGGAGAUCACCGGCUACACGGUGCAGAAGGCCGACAAGAAGACGAUGGAGUGGUUCACCAUGGUGGAGCACUACCGGCGGACGAGCUACACGGCCUCCGACCUCAUCAUGGGCAACGACUACUUCUUCCGCGUCUUCGCCGAGAACAUGUGCGGCCUGAGCGAAGAGGCUGGCAACACCAAGAACAGCGCCUACAUCCAGAAGACCGGCUCGACGUACAAGCGGCCGCCCUACCAGGAGCACGACUUCAUGGAGGCACCCAAGUUCACGCACCCCCUCGUCGACCUCGUCGCCGUCGCCGGCUACAACGCCACGCUCAGCUGCUGCAUCCGCGGGAACCCGCGGCCCAAGAUCAUAUGGUUCAAGAACAAGGUGAACCUGCAGGAGGACCCGCGCUACCGCAUGUUCGGGCACCAGGGCGUGUGCACGCUGGAGAUCCGCAAGCCCGGCCCGUACGACGGCGGCGUCUACACCUGCCGCGCCAUCAACUCGCUCGGGGAGGCCGAGGCCGAGUGCAAGCUGGAGGUCAAAGUGGCCCAGGAAUUGGCGCGCGGCUAAGUGGCGCCGCGCGCACCACAAGGCACGCCCAGCCUGCUCUCCCUCAUGCUGCUGGGGAUGCCGAUCACCUACGGCGAUCUCGACGAUGACAUCUUGACCCUGGAGUUGCCCGCCAAGCUGGGAGUCUGACGGGGGCAGAUCCGCCCACGACGAUGCUGCACCGCACAGCAAAAGAACCGCAACACACAGCCAUGAAGGCCGACUUCACUUUUUGUAUUUUACCCCAAAACCCCAGUUUUAAUCCAGACACGCCCUAAUUGAUGCGUGAAAAAUCCCAUUAUCUCUUUGCCUGAACGUUUGCACGGAUAAGAGGAGUCAAAUCGGAAGUGGCACAAAAUACAUCCGUUCAUCCGAGCCUUUGCGUGGAUGAUUAGCCCAGAUCUGUCCCCUGGAAGAAAUUAAUCCUUCCUGUCUUCGCCUAAAUGGGGGGGAUAAAAAGGAGCAAAUGAAUUCAGACAAUGAGGAUCUGUCCCUCGGAGGCACCCCCUCCCACCCACAUUAAAGUGGAUUCGAGAAGGGUCAACACUUAGGAAAGUGGUGUAGGUUAUUAUUCUGGUGAACCUUAUCUACGCACGUAUCAACUCGACUUGAAUGCGUUUAAACUCAAUGUUAAUGGCACUACUUAAAAUCGUUGAUGUACUCGGAGAGUACCUGAUUGGCUUUCAACUGCUGGAUGAAGACCUUCACAUUUUUCCAAAAGCAUUCCAUCCUGAACAAGGAUGAGCCGGAGAUGAUUUUGGAAAUGUGAAUUUUGGUGAUGCGGUGAAUUUGAUGAUGCGGUGCGGAGGCUGUCUGUAUUACCUAAUCACGCUGCACUUAUUGCCUUUAUAGGACACACGUACACGUUUUCUUGAGACUCCUGUUUUUCUCAGAUGCAUGAGGAGGAGCCGGAUGGCACAAACUAUGCAUGUUGACGCACGGUAGUGAACGUGGCACCCUCAAAUUUUUUUUAUUUUAUUUAAGAUAAAUGUUCUUCUUUCUGGUAAGAAGGCAGAGCACGAGAUGAAAAGGGAAGGACUGGGCCACACAGUACAAUAAAUAGAUCACGAAAUAGAAUAGGCCUUGCAUGUUUAUGACUGCACGCUUAUCAUAUUAAGAACAAUAAAUAAACAUCCAUAAUAGAGGUUUUUUUGGGUUAGAUAGCGUAAAAAUAAUGUCGUUAAACCCGCCACCACCAAACCUACAAAAUCUUGUGGGUUUACUCCUCAACACACAAGCGGUGUGCUGAACUAGUAACUAAUUGGCAUGUUUUGUUUACGUGACAAACUUUACCAAUUGGCUGUGUCAGGUGGUGGCGGGUUUAACGACACAUUUAUAUUUACGCCAUCUAACAAAAAACAUUAUGGAUCACAGAGAUUUGUAGGACUCUUCCUCUAUUGGGUUUUAAUUCUAAGAUGUUUUCAGCCAAUUUAUGAGUCAUCCAUAUUUCUGUACAUUUUCAACGUUGCAUACCAUACUUGCUGGGGGACGACGGUAUAGACGGAUAUGCGAAUAAGGUCGUAUUAGAGAACAUGUAGAGCAAAUGACUGCUAAGACCACCGUGUACCAACGCCGCACUGAGUGUGGGCGCUUAAUUGGUCGGGUAGGAUCUGUGACGCUUAGGUAUGCGUCCUGAAUUACAUGCGGCCCUCUAACCACAACUUUAACAACACAUAUUUGACACGAAACAUUUUGCUGGCAGCGUCACUCCCACUGGAAUCCGAAGAGUAAUGAAUCGGAUUGAAAAGCACUAUGCUUGUUUGAAAUGAAGCACUCUGAUCGCGUAACUCGCCGACUUGCAACUCAACCGCUUGAUCGAAUUAAAUUAUAUUCACUGUGUCCCAAAAUGCAUUUAUUCGGGGUGGGUGGGGGGUGUGUGGGGACAACUACGUUAAGGCACGUACAGGUAUGUUUUUUUGUUUAAUCCUGGUCGCUCGUAUGAUAUUAGUUAUUGUUGGGUAGGACAUAAACCAGUGUUUGUCCGCCCUAUCAAUAUGCACUUGUAAUUCAAAUAAGGGGCACUUUCUCACGUGCAAAAAAAAACCCACAGCGAAGAAUAGGAAAACCCCAGUACAGUAACUGUGUGUGAUGCAGGCUGCUUGCUACUGCAGUGCGUGCGCACUUAUCGAGAGCAAAAGCGACAAAGUGCGGCCAACUCAAGGCACGUGGUCAGAAGGUGUGCCUCGUCUGGGAUGAGGAUUGCCUGGCGCUUGUACGUUUCAUUCGUCCAAUGCUACGGGAUACACAGCGGCAAUAAACGUAUUUAAAAUACGUGAAAUCGAACGGA